GGCGGCAAUGAUCUCAAAACUAAUAACUAUCGUACCAAUUCAUCCUCUGGCUUGUCCUUCUUGUCGUUUUUAUUCUUAGCAGCUUUGGUUUCGUUUGCUUGAUCCUUUUCGGAUAGUUCGGGAUCUUUUGCUGGAGCUGUUGUUUUAACGUCUUCCUUCGCCAUCGUUCUAAGAGCUGUUGCGUAAAGAGUUAUGGGGAGUCCGUCAGUCAACUGGUUUGCGCGAGUGAAUUGAGGACGCGCAACCUGUGAGAGCAGUGAAAGAUGACGUAGGCAUGUGACGGCUCUUUUCAUGCUUGAUCAAGUCAUGGCUGAGUUCAGCUGAGUUGAAUGCACGAGGAAGAGACUUAGAUAUACCAUGGAAGCUGACGAUACCGGUGGCCAACGACAGCCACCCGCAGAACGGAACAUCUUAACAGAAGCAGUUACUGAUAAAAAAGAGCUCAAGGAUAUUAUAAGCGCAAAGAAAGAGAAAGAUGCUACCAAAGUCAUUGUACAAUUCCGAGCUAUAGGGAAUGCUCCAAUUUUGAAACAAAAGCUUUUCAAGAUAACGGCAUCUCAAAAAUUUCAAGCUGUCAACCUGUUUUUACGAAGAGAACUGAAUUAUGCUCCGUCCGAGGCUUUGUUCCUCUAUAUUAAUAGUGCAUUCGCUCCAGCCCCAGAUGAGAUAAUAUCGAAUCUAUACAAGAGUUUCGGAACUGAAGGAUUUUUGGUUGUGAACUACUGCACAACGGCUGCUUGGGGUUAAGCAUCGACCAAAUAGACGUAAUAGUGGGGUGUGGUACAUGCCACAUGGAAUUAUACAAGGAAAACUAUGAAAAGGAAUGGCCCCGCCAAAAGCCACUCCUACUCCUUGUCACUUCAGGAUGUGUAUCUCCUUCUUCCUUAUUAUGUAAAUCGGCUUGAUAGUUGUUCAAAGAGCUCCUUGAUUUCUCCCAUUCGGAUGAUGAAUAUGUUGUAGGAGAUGAAAUACUAAAAGAUUGUACACUAGAUGACGAUGUUCUUGCUGAUGAAGAGGUAUAUGAUUCUCGAAGUGGUAGUGGAGGUAGCGGCUCACGAGGAGGUGGCGUAGCAGGAGGUAUG
Molecule: messenger RNA, 1082 nt
Organism: Umbelopsis ramanniana AG
Lineage: Eukaryota; Fungi; Mucoromycota; Umbelopsidomycetes; Umbelopsidales; Umbelopsidaceae
Exons: 5
Coding region: 358-747 (129 amino acids)
Biological process (GO): C-terminal protein lipidation; nucleophagy; autophagy of mitochondrion
Cellular component (GO): phagophore assembly site membrane; Atg12-Atg5-Atg16 complex; cytoplasm
Source: RefSeq, a predicted model, not a curated record